Molecule: messenger RNA, 1206 nt
Organism: Dermacentor silvarum
Lineage: Eukaryota; Metazoa; Arthropoda; Arachnida; Ixodida; Ixodidae
Exons: 10
Coding region: 31-1206 (391 amino acids)
Source: RefSeq, a predicted model, not a curated record
GAAACGACAACAGAGCCAUAUACCUUCCGGAUGGGCCACCAUCCACCCAGUGGCAUGGUGUCUCACAUUACGGAACCGAGCACCACUGAGGCGUCGACUAGCGAGGGGUCCAAGUUAACGCCGACUUCCGAAACAACGCCAGCAAUGCGAGUGAUAUCAACAACACCAGCAGCGAUAACGACGCCUAAUAUGACAACGACUACGUACAGACCUUUCAAUGCAAGGUACCAAAGGAAAAACAUUACCGGACUGCUGUGCCAGACGGGAGCAGCCGAGUUCCUGUCCGUGCAGACACCCGACGCCUGCGACUUUUUCAUUGUGGAGUUUGCCACAAACCCGGCGCGGCCCCACCCUGUCUACUCGUACAUGGCCACGGUCGACAUCACUUCCCUGGCCCAGCAGAUAGAGGUGGUGAACAGGAUUCGCGUUGCUGCCAACGGUGCCUUGCUCCUGCUCGUCCAGCGCAGUGUGUUGCACUCUUUUACGCCCGACAGUGGGCUCGACCCGCGUGCCGUCGUGCGCGGCCUGGUGCAGCUAGUGGUGGACACGAACGCCCACGGCGUGGUGCUUGCAGACAGGCACCUCCACGAAAGCGACUUGCAGCAAGUGUUUGCGGACGCGAACGACCUAUCGAACGAGAUCUACCCCUACCACGGCCUCAUCAGAUACGACAAGUACAGUGGACAACGGGCUGAGCUGCGUUCACUGUUGGCUAAAGUAUCCAACAUGCCGCAUUUGACAUUCGUGUUCCGUGUAUCUGGCCUCAGCCGCACCUUCACGCAUCCUUAUUUCAACAACUUAUACAUGGAGAACUUAAAUCAACAAAAUUUGAGCUGGAUUAUCGACGAAGACGUGGUCCGGCCGCUAAUGACAAUUGACGGUCGCAAAUCGGUGGCCCUGUCCAUGAGUCUUAUGGCCAGGAGCUGUCCAGAGAACACCAUCAUCAAGGCCGACACCAUGAGCGAAUGCAGCGACAUGCCACUGGACUUGACACGAAUCCCAUCAUGGAUGUACCUGGAGGGCCCGCUGCGUCUGGGCUGCAAGCGUUCGUCACUCCCUCAGAAUGUGCCUCAAGUGGCCGGCACCUCGGGCCAUUCUCUCGCUGGUGUGUCAGGACCGCGGCCGGCAGUCGUCGCCUUCGAUAGGUCACAGCUGGAGUUACUGCUGUGCCAGUUCUUGCGACUGCGACGGAAUCUCAUCGUGUGA